This is a messenger RNA of Coffea eugenioides, 1524 nucleotides long. RefSeq lists its product as uncharacterized. The transcript has 3 exons. The record is from RefSeq and is a predicted model, not a curated record. Bases 1 to 1524 code for a protein of 507 amino acids. Lineage: Eukaryota; Viridiplantae; Streptophyta; Magnoliopsida; Gentianales; Rubiaceae.
AUGGGAAAGACAGCCGAGGAAGCUCAACAAUUAAUUGAAGAAAUGGCUGCUAACAAUUACCAAUGGGCCAACGAACGAGGUAAUACGAGAAGAACCGCAGGUAUGCUUGAAGUAGAUACCUUGAAUAUGUUAAGUGCAAAAAUGGAUAAUGUGGUUAAGAUGAUUAAUAGGCAUGUUGGUUCUAUCUCUAAUCAAGGAGUAGUUAUUGCAUGUUGUACUACUUGGGGUGGAGAUCAUGAUAAUUCUAUGUGUUCUAGCAGCGAACAAGUUCAAUAUCUCAACAGUUACAACCGUCUACCCCAAAACAAUCCAUACUCUAAUACCUACAAUCCAAGAUGGCGUAAUCACUCGAAUUUUGGAUGGAAGGAUCAAGGGAACCAACAAAGACCAGUUAAUCCACCGGAUUUUCAACCGAAGCAACCACUUCCGGAGUCCAAACCAGCUUGGGAAUUGGCAAUUGAAAAGCUGGCAGAUGUAUCAAAUGAUAAAAUUGAAAAGUUAGCCAGUGCCACUACUCAACGGUUUGAAAGAAUUGAAGGUAGGAUGGAUCAACUCACCAAUAUGUAUCGAAAUGUUGAAGUCCAAUUGGGGCAAAUAGCUAAUGCGGUCAACAAUCGCAACCAAGGGGACUUACCUAUCAAGAUUGAGGUGAAUCCAAGGGAACAAGUGAAGGCCAUAACCCUCCGUAAAGGUAAGGAAGUGGCGGAGAAACUUGUAAUUGAAAGUGAAAGAGAAUUUGAAAGAAGAGAAAAUAAGCAGUUGAGUGAAUUAGGAGAAGAUGGCAAGAAAAUCAAAGGGAAAGAAAAGAUGGAAGAAAAUGAACCACAAAUUGGAGAUACAAUACCAAUUCCUCCACCGAUUCUUUCAUACACAAAGUUUCUCAAGGAGAUAAUGACUAAGAAAAGGAAGUUAGUAGAUAGUGAGACAAUUGCAUUAACGGAAGAAUGUAGUGCCAUUAUACAAAACAAAUUGCCACCAAAGUUGAAAGAUCCAGGGAGUUUCACAGUUCCAUGCACUAUUAGUAAUGUAGAAUUCUCUAAAGCACAAUGUGACCUUGGUGCGAGUGUUUCAUUGAUCCUAUUAACUGUGACUAGGCAAUUGGGGUUGAAAGAGUUAAAGCGUACUAACAUUGACUUACAAUUGGCUGACAGGUCUAUUAGACAUCCAAUGGGCAUAUUGGAGAAUGUGCUCAUUAAAGUGCAAAAAUUUAUUAUUCCUGUUGAUUUUGUUGUUUUAGAUAUGGAGGAGGAUGUCAAUGUACUAAUUAUACUUGAUAGACCAUUUCUGGCCACCGCAGGCUUACAAGAGGAACAAGUUGAAGAAAUGACUGAAUUUUUGCAGGCACAGGUUCCAUGCAAUAGGAGAAACGCGUAUGAGGAGUUAGGACAGAGCAAAGGAUUACCUCCACCAUCGUGUGAGCAAGCUCCACAGCUUGAGCUUAAGUCAUUGCCUAAACACCUCAAAUAUACAUUUCUUGGAGAAAAAGAGACAUUGCCGGUGAUUGUAAAUUCUACACUAUCGUGA